This is a messenger RNA of Nothobranchius furzeri (turquoise killifish), 3169 nucleotides long. RefSeq lists its product as uncharacterized. The record is from RefSeq and is a predicted model, not a curated record. Gene Ontology annotation, cellular component: nucleus. Gene Ontology annotation, molecular function: RNA polymerase II cis-regulatory region sequence-specific DNA binding. NCBI's taxonomy places the organism in Eukaryota, Metazoa, Chordata, Actinopteri, Cyprinodontiformes, Nothobranchiidae. Gene Ontology annotation, biological process: negative regulation of DNA-templated transcription; circadian regulation of gene expression.
ACGCUCGUAAACUGCCGAGAGAAGAAGCUAGCUUUGGCAAAGAUCGAUGAACCACCGGGCGGUGAGCUAAAGGCUGGGCUCCCCGGUGCUCCUCCAGCCACGGAGUGUGUUGUGACGGACUUCUGGCGGACUCACGCAGGAGAUAAAACCCUUAUCGACCGCUUGCAUUCCCCGAAGCUCUGUUUUUAUCUCACACGACAAUGCAGUCUCAAGGAAGCACCUCCACCCAGCCCUCCUUCGAUUCGCUGAGCUCCAGCGACAGCCUCUUGCUCAGCGACUCAGAACAGGCCGAGGACGACGCAGACGUCUUUCUGCUAGACAACCCUUCCUGUGUCACCACCGCCGGAGCGGGUGGGGCCAAGGCCAAAACUGAUGUGGGACCAGAGAGGCCCAGGUCUCAGUGGGACCGCUUCACGGAUAAGGAGGAAGAGGAGUCGUGCAGGUCAGAGAGUGGCAGCAAACCGCUCUGCCUUGAUGAGAGGGGUGCUGUACGCCAGAAACCAAAAUCAGAAGGAGAUCUGCUGUUUGCUCAGAAGUGUGCUGAGCUGCAGGGUUUUGUCAGGCCUCUGCUGGAGCUGCUGAGCGGACUGAAGAAGGGCCGCUUUGACCACGGUCUGAGUAGUUUCCAGCAGAGCGUGGCGAUGGAUCGCAUCCAGAGGAUUGUUGGGGUUUUGCAGAGACCUGACUGUGGGGAGAAGUACCUGAACACCUUGCUUCAGGUGGAAGGGAUGUUAAAGCUUUGGUUUCCCCAGAUCUCAGCUCAGUCGGUGACUUCAUCCUCGAGUAUGGCCACAUCCCCCACCCACUCCCUCCAGGACACGUCCAGCUCCACCCCGCCGCACAAACACAGGGAUCAGUUACAUAUUCCUGUCAAGAAGCGCAGACUCAGCUGGACUGGAACAGACUCUCCCACGUCUUCCCCCGUGCUCACCAAGUGUCCCCGUGUUGGUGCAGAUGAGAGGAGAACAACGCACGAUCAAGACAAAAGGGUCGGAUCUCCCUCCACUCCAUCGCUGGCGUCUGACGCAAACCAGUACUCGCCCGUCUGUAAAGUCCAGCGCAGCUUUGGCACAGAGGGAUGCGAGAGCGAGGAACGGAGCGACCCGCCUGCGUACAACACAUCCCAGAGCUCCGAGCCGAGGCUGACGUGGGUGCACGUCGCUCCCAUCCCGUCCCCGCGGAAGGCCCGUCUCUCGCACGAGGGCGUGGAAAUGUUGGGCGACAGGGAAAAGAUUGUGGCGCCAAGCAGGAGGGGCAGUCCCGCUAUGCAAGACAGCUCCAUCUCGUCCACCACGCCCUCCGAGCACCCCGGAAAUCUGGAGAAGCCAGCUCAGUGCCACAGCCAGCUCGUUUUUAGUCAGCAGAGUGGGACAGCCGAGACAAGUCCUAACCAGUCUCCGCUCAUCACGACGAAGCCUCGGCCCAGGGGGAGCCCCGCCAUGUUGGAGACCUGAUGUACUGAACACACAUCCGGCAGCUUCCAUCUUCUUCCACCGUCAUGCCUAAAGCUGCUGCGACACAAACAAGGGAAGAGGAUGAAAACCAGAGAAAAUCAAGGAUUUUUGACUUGAAGAUACUUGAACUGACUUCUAGCAUGAAAGCAAUCAAUAUAUUCAGAGGCGGCUACUUCAGCACAAGUCUGAGAUGAAGGACAGAAAAUCUGAUGUCAGUAUUAAAUCUUAAAGCUUACAGCAGUUUAACCGGAUCCGGAGCAAAGAACGAGUUCGACGAUUCUUAUCAAAGUUUCUGGAUCCAAAAAGGAGGAAAGUCUUUUUAUUCUGGACGUGAGGAAUUCAAGCGCGUCGUCAGAGAUGGAGAAACGAUGUAAGAACUCACGAAUGUACUCCAGACGUUCAGACACUUGUAGCAUCUAAAGCCGACUCCCGCUGCGGCGUGGAUCGGAGGCUUCCGCCUGCUGCCCGCGUGCAAACCCACCGGCAAUCAGGGUCAUAAAGUCAGAGACACUUUAAAAUACCAGCCAGGAAAGAAAAACAAGGACCACUCAAAGACAUGUGACUUUCAAGUCACACCGUUAAUUUAUUCACGUCCUGAUCAACCGCUGCAGCUAUUUAUUGUUUAUUUAUUUAUCUGUCGGGCAGCUGGUUCUCGCCUGCUGUGUUUCUGCAUAGUUCGGCCUCUUUAAGGCGACUUUUGACAUUUCAUUUGUUUUUAUCACGAGGAAGGAGGAAAGAAGCAGGUGGACAUCUUUCGACUGACUGCUGGACUACUGUGCCUUUUUACUGAUGUGUUCAGAAACGUUUUUGGUGCUUUCGGUGCGUUGGUGAAUGCAUUUCGAUAGUUUGCAUUUCUCAAAUUCAGCGCCGAGUCAGUCGGAGCGAACCUGCGGUCUUUGCUUUUUCACUUUUCUACACAGCAGCUUUAUCAACAGGAGGAAACCACUGUCCAUUCCUGCUGUCCCGAUAGCCGCCGCCAUAUUUCCACCUCUCACACACACACACCCUUCUAGAGUGUCUCUUAUCAGUGGAGGAGCGGCACUUAAAAGCGGGCGCUCCUGAAAAGUGAACAGAGGAAAGCUAAACAUUAGCUAGGAAACCUUAAUGCGGGUGGCCUUCCACUGCUGCUGCUGUCUUCUGACUGCAGCUCUAAUUUAGAUGUUUCAUAGGAAGCCCUCUCUUUAUUUAGAGUUAUGCUAACAAUAUGUUUAUGAAUACGACUGAUUUACCUAAUUACCAAAUCAUGUUGUGAAUAAUGAAAGUGUCUACGUUGGUAGUAGGCGAGCCACUAACGGUGUAGCGACAGGUGGGGGUUUCUGCAGACCAGGAGAAGGCAAACGUGGAGCUACCUGUUUUUUUCUUUUGGGGGGGUGGGCUCUGGUUCAGACUAGAUCAAAAGCAGAGGGGUGGGGGUGUCUUCUAUCUAACUCCUGUUUACCUUUGGUGCAUCAGAAAGAGAAACCAAUUGCACUUACUCUUUUAUUUUCUACUGUAGCGACUGCUGCUGAUUGGUCAGAAAAAACCACGCCCCGUUUAUUUUAGCUGCCUUUUUUCAGUUCGUUCGCCCUUUCCCCUCUAUCCUUCUCUCUCCCACGUCUCCCUCCAUCCAGUUUUUCUUUCUCUCGCCCCCAUUUUCACGUGAUAUUGUCCUAAAAUAUUUUUAUUUCGGUUACAAUUAAAAAAAGUUUUAAUAAAAUGACAUUUUCAAAGCUAAA